Messenger RNA from Boeremia exigua, 3019 nucleotides. RefSeq lists its product as uncharacterized. Lineage: Eukaryota; Fungi; Ascomycota; Dothideomycetes; Pleosporales; Didymellaceae. The transcript is spliced from 3 exons. The record is from RefSeq and is a predicted model, not a curated record. Gene Ontology annotation, molecular function: GTPase binding. Bases 412 to 2838 code for a protein of 808 amino acids.
CACGCCCCACCAGCGUCGAGCGCGGUCUGGGUGGGCGAUCGGCGCAACGUCGCACCUCACCCAGGCCGUGGACACGCCCGCCAAAGACCCCGUCCGACCCUGACCGACCCAGACAGACCCGCCGGUAAUUCCAGACAGGCCCGCCGUCAACAGACCCGCCGCGCAGAGACACGCAGAGCCCCGUCCGCAACAGUCCACGCCAGUCCGCACACCCUCCGCAACAGGCAAUCGCCCGCCCGCCCUAUACCUCGCUGCGCCCGCCAUACCUGCGCCCGCCCUACACCUCCACCCACGCCGCCCCGACUCCCCCCCCGACUUCCUCCCCGCUGCUCGACACCUCCGCCCGGCAAGCCACAUGCCUCCCCGCCGCCGGUAGCCUCUGCACAGCUCGCACUGCACGCCCAUGCUGCAAUGGACAUCACCGACCGCGACCAUGGCUUCCAGGACGACCCGCCCGCCCCGCCGCGCCAGCUGCCCUCGGACCUGCCCACCUCGCUCAACGACCGCCGCCCGGUCAGCGCCUACAUGCCCGAAGAGACGGAGAUCUACGAUGCUUGGCAGGGCCAGUCGUUCCUGACCACGCCCAUGCCCGCCCGCCCGCUCAGCUUCAACCUGUCGCUCGACGACCCCAGCUUCGGCGACGAGGACAUGCAGCAGCUCGAGGACAGCGACAGCCGCCUGGUGCAGAUGCUCGCCCACCAGGCCCGUCUGAAGAACGACAAUGCCGGGGAUGAAGCCAAGGUCGUUGUGGAUGACAAGCUGUCGCACGAGGAGAAGAGGGAGGCACUCCAGGGGUUGUUUACACUGGCCACGUCCAACGGCGAGCUCGAGCGCGUCAAGCGCCUGCUGGAGGGCAAGGCCCGGGAGUACAUCAACAUCGACGGCGUCGACGCAGAAGGGACCCCGCCGCUGGUCUAUGCCAGCUGCUUUGGCCACGAAGACGUUGCGCGCAUUCUGAUCGACGAGGGCGCAAAGGUCGACAUUCAAGACAAGAACCGCUGGACGCCGCUCAUGUGGGCCAUGACCAACCGCCACAAGGAGAUUGUGAAGCUGCUGCUGGACCACGGAGCCUCGACCGACGUCAAGUCGUCUGGCGGCAGAACCGCCUUUGACUUUGUCGAGCCCAACAGUGAAAUCUCCGACUACCUGCACGAGAGCGGCUACGCCAUUGGCAACGCAGGCGUGGACGACUUUUACAAUUCAGGCUUGGAGAACGACCGAUUCGAGCAGGAAAUGCAGGAGAACGACAUGAAGCGCCGCAUGAUGAUGGAGAGCGCGUUCAACCUGGAAGUCGAUAUUGGCAACCUCGGGCUCGACGAGCAACCGGAGUCUCCCGAAGAGCCCGACGAAGGCCAGGAGUUCAUCUGGGACCGGUGUCUCAACGACCAGAUGUUCGUCUUCCAAGAAAGCGAGCUCGAGCGCAUCCUGGACAUAAUCAUCACAACCAUGACACCGCAGCGAUCGCCGUCGCAGAAGCCGGUUCCUGCGAACGUGCUCUUCCUGGCCGCCCGCUACGCCCACUACCACGCCAGCCCAGAUCUACUCGAAACUCUGCUUGUAUCGGCCAUGGGCAAGAUCAACGAGGUUGUAGAGAAAUACCAAUGGGAUAUGACAGUGUUGGCAUUUUGGAUGUCCAACGCCACACUACUGCUACACUACAUGAAGAAAGACGCCGGGCUGGCCAUGGCCGCGACAGAAUUCCAGCUGCAGAUGGCAGAGCUCAUCAACGAGAUCUUUAUCUUGAUCAUCCGGGAUGCGGAGCGGAGAAUGGACAAGAACCUGGACUCGUCCAUGCUCGAGCACGAACCCAUGCCGGGGUUUGAGGAUGUGCAGUUCCAACACGAGUGGAAGAUCUUCCGCUCCAAACCAAAAGCGAAACCACUCGAACCUCUUGAGAAGCGGUUCCGGCCUCCAUCACCGAAGGCUAGAGCGAAACCCUCGCCUCGCAACAUCGCCUCCCUGCUUUCCUCCACCCUCUUCGUCCUGGAUCUCUACGAUGUCCACUCAGUCAUCACUGCUCAAGUGCUGUCGCAGCUGAUCUACUGGCUCACCGCAGAGAUGUUCAACCGCAUCAUGUCCAACCGGAAAUACCUGGCGCGAACAAAAGCCAUGCAGAUUCGCAUGAACGUGUCGACGCUGGAAGACUGGGCGCGCUCCAACAACCGGCAGCCCGAACACUACGAGAACGGCUCCAUGACCUCAACCGGCGACAACACCGUCGACUCUACCAGAAAACACAUCGAGCCGCUGAUCCAGCUGCUGCAGUGGCUGCAGUGCUUCACGUCGAUUGGCGAAGAUCUGGAGUCGCUCAUCGGCACAUUGCAGCAGCUGACAAAACUAUCACCCUCACAACUCCUGCACACCGCGAAAUACUACCGCCCGGAAGUCGGCGAAAAGGGCCUGCCCAAAAGCGCCUCGAAAUACAUCGUGCACCUGCAACAAGCCGCCGCCGAGCGCAAAACACGCGCGCGCUCCCCCAACCCUCCGCAAAAACCCUUCGAAGAGCCCACCACCCCCAUCGCCCAGACCUCAGGCAUGCAGCUCGCGCCCACGCCCUCGCCGGCGCCCUCGCGCGUCUCGGGCGAGCUGGUGCGCGAAGAAGACGACGCGCCCAGCGAACUCCUCCUCGACCCUUCCUACAUGCUGCCCUUCACGCUGCCCACCUCGACCGACAUGCUGAUCAGCUACGGUGCGGGCUUUGGCGGCGUGAAUCGCGAGCGCGAGCGCAAGUAUAUUCCCACCGUGCCGCCGGAGAUUAUGGCGAAGUUGGAGUUUAGCGGGGGGAGUAAGAAUGGGGGGUAUUAUGAGGAGCAGUGGAAUGAUGGCGGGUUUGGGUGAUCUUGAUAUGCCGGGUACAAACUCGAGUAUGCUGGGACAACCUCGAGUAUUGCCCGUGCGUGAGUGCGGUGGAGUGGAAGCGCAGAGGGCGAAAAGUCGCAUUGGAUAGGUUACUGCAUCAGCGUUUGGAUCCGAGGCGUAUAGCAUAUAGCAUGUAUAGACACACCCGCGCACAGCACCA